UGCUUUAUCUCUGAGAUAACUUGUUUAGUAUAAAUGGAACAAUGUCUCUAAUCUAUCGAUUUUGUGUCAGUGGGGCAACUAGAAGGUAAGUUUGAUUCAGUUUUAGGUACAUACUUCUCUUGAACUGAACUAAACUGUUUUUAGGAGACAUCAUGAAGGGUCUCGCUAUAGUCGCCGUACUUAUUAUCGCCGCCAAUGGUCUUUCAGAACAGGAAAAAUGGCAACAAUUCAAAAUUCAACAUGGCAGAACCUACAGAACCCUUCUGGAAGAAAAGAGGCGCUUCGAAAUCUUCAAGUUCAAUCUACGCACAAUCGAAGAACACAACGAGCGAUAUCACAAUGGCGAAGAAACGUUUGAAAUGAGGAUCAACCAAUUUGGUGACAUGACCCAGGAAGAGUUUAAACGGAUGUUGGCUUUGCAGAAACCACAAAUACCCCUGCCUAGCGGGGAUGAGGUGUCAUUUGAUAAUGUCAAGGACAUACCUAAAACUGUAGAUUGGAGGGAGAAAGGCGCAGUUACCGAAGUGAAAAAACAAGGAAAUUGUGCUUCAUGCUGGGCUUUUAGUGCUGUAGGUUCAAUCGAAGGACAAGUAUUCCUGAAAAAUGGCUCUCUGGAAUCUUUGAGCGCCCAGAACCUCGUAGAUUGUGCUGGUAUAGAAUAUGGCAACUUUGGAUGUGAAGGAGGAUUGAUGGACUAUGCAUUCAACUACACCCACCAGCAUGGAAUACUUUCAGAUGCGGAGUAUCCCUACUGGGGAUUCACUAGAAGGUGUACGAAACAGGGUGGAGUUAAGAUAACAGGAUAUAAACAUGUGUCUAAAGGAGAUGAAGUAGUCCUAGCUAAGGCUGUCGGUAAGUAUUAUAAACGUGGUCUACCAAAAACUGAAAUGGUUUGGUUCUUACAAUCUAUGAUACUAUGUACCAAGGAUUGUCUAAUAUACAUGGUGCUAAUAAAGUAGCUAGCUUAUCAAACUUAAAGGGGUGAUACCUUGAGUGAUUAAGAAGGAAAGUUAAAAUAUGGUGUUCUAAGGGUCACGAUUUUCCUUUUCAGAAGUUUGAAAUAAAGCUAAUGUACGGUAAAACAGCAGCAAUACAGUAAGUAAAAAAUUUAGAGUAUCUGUUCAACUCCGUUAUUUAAGACUUUCAUGUAUGUGUUUCUAGGAAGAUUUGCUUAUUUUUUAAAAAACUAUACCGUGUGUAAAGUAAAGUGUGAACUGUAAGAACACCCCGUGAAAACAUAAGCAAUAAUGCUUCGUUUUUAAAAUACAGGUUGUCGAUUUUUUUUAUUUGGAUUAUUUGGAUGGAAUUUAAUGAAAUUUAUCCAGUAUCGCCUGAAAUUUCUCUAAAAUCAAUUAAGAAGGGCGCUUUAUUUAAACCUGAUAUGGCUAUAACUAUCUAGAUUGUGAGCUUUACUGUUAGGAGGUUUUGGUUUAGUCCUUAGUAGAUUUAAUUUAAAUUUUGAGCGUUACAUUUGAGCCCGCGAAAAAACAACUUGCGCGCUAUUCUCGAGUUAUAUUCGUAAUCGGACAAUUACCAAAUUCAAUACCUUCAAUUUUCUCCCUAGCUACAAUUGGACCAAUCUCAAUUGCCCUGGACGUAAGCCACAUUAUGUUCUACCGGAGAGGGAUUGUGUCAAAAUCGUGCGGUUGUAAAAACUCAGAGAACGACUUGAACCAUGGUGUCUUAUUGGUAGGAUAUGGUGAUGGUUAUUGGAUCGUGAAGAACAGUUGGGGAACAAUUUGGGGUGAACAGGGCUACUUUAGGUUGAAGAAAGAUGCUGGAAACACUUGUGGAGUUGCCACCUGGCCGUCAUAUCCUAUUUUGUAGUAUGGUUACUUUGUAAUAAAUCCUUUGAUAUUCAA
Acanthoscelides obtectus is the source of this 1862-nucleotide messenger RNA. The record is from the annotation of a GenBank genome assembly. NCBI's taxonomy places the organism in Eukaryota, Metazoa, Arthropoda, Insecta, Coleoptera, Chrysomelidae.